AUGCAGCCAUUUACAAAUGAUUUCCCCCGUGCCAACAUCCAUGAGUUACUCGCACCUGACCUUCUCCAUCAAAUUAUAAAGGGGUCAUUUAAGGAUCAUUUAGUUGAAUGGGUCAAGAGAUACCUCUUGCAGGAGCACGGAAAGACACAGGCUAACAUCAUUCUAGAUGAUAUUGACCGACAGAUCGCAGUGGUUCCUCCUUUUCCCAGCCUGUGUUGGUUUCCGCAAGGACGCCACUUCAAACAAUGGACUGGCGAUGAUUCAAAGGCCCUCAUGAGGGUGUACCUGCCAGCAAUUGAGGGUUAUGUCCCUGAAGAUGUUGUGUGUGCAUUCAGUGCCUUUCUUGAGUUUUGUUAUCUCGUCCACUGCAACAUACCUACAGAGAAGUCCCUUGAGGAGAUCCAAGCUGCACUUGCUUGUUUUCACCAGUAUCGCAAAAUUUUCAAGACUACUGGAAUGAUUACGACAUGUUCACUUCCACGACAACACUCAAUGACUCACUAUGUGCAUUGUAUUCGACUCUUCAGUGCUUCCAAAUGGCUUUCAAAGCACAUUAAGGCAGUGAAGGAACCUUGGAGGCGGUCCAGUCGAUAUAAUGCGCUAGGUCAGAUGCUUCUGACUAACCAGUGUCUGGACAAGCUGGCGGUGUCACAGGUAGAUUUCUGCACUCGCAGAAUGCUCUCAGGUACCUGUCUAACAUCUGUUCUCGCAGCACUCGAUCCUGAAAACAUCAUGGACUGUCCUCGUUAUGAAGGAAGGAUCUGGGUGUUCAGUUCCACAGUGUCGACAUUCUUUGCACCAAGCGAUUUGAGUGGCAUGGGGGUUACCCAUACCCCCAUCCAUCCCUACAUGGGUGGAAUGAAACACGAGCACAUUCGCGUGUCCCCCAAUUGGAGAAAUGGGUGUGCACAUAAAGACUGUGUAUUUGUCAUUACUGACCCAACAGCUCAUGGAAUGCAAGGCAUGGAUGUUGCCCGAUAUCCAUGUGCAGUCGCCUGCUGGUUCAACCAAGUCGGUGAUGCACCAGAUAACCAGAUGGGCAUGUGGAUGGUCAAGCCAUCUUCCAUUGAUAAUCAUGCGCACUUUGCAGUGAUUCAUGUCAACUCGAUUUUUUGA
This is a messenger RNA of Suillus subalutaceus, 1116 nucleotides long. RefSeq lists its product as uncharacterized. The coding region runs from base 1 to 1116 and encodes 371 amino acids. The transcript has 7 exons. Lineage: Eukaryota; Fungi; Basidiomycota; Agaricomycetes; Boletales; Suillaceae. The record is from RefSeq and is a predicted model, not a curated record.